UCCUGCCCGUCGUUCAGCUACUCAUGUGGACCAGGAGGACAGCCCUCAGGAAGGAAGGUCUAGAUGUACAAGACGUAGGACAUUAUCCAACAGGCCUGGGGCUGGCUUCCUACAAACUCAUCAGCCUGACCUGGCAGCGUGACGGGGAGGACCAGACCCAGGACAUGGAGCUGGUGGAGACCAGGCCUGCGGGGGACGGGACCUUCCAGAAGUGGGCGGCCGUGGGGAUGCCCCCUGGAGAGGAGCAGAGAUACACGUACCAUGUGCAGCAUGAGGGGCUGCCGGAGCCCCUGACCCUGAGAUGGGAGCCGCCUUCUCCGACCUUCAUCUUCAUCAUCAUCAUUGGCAUCGCUGGGGGCCUGGUUCUGCUGGGGAGCUGUGGCUGGAGCUGUGAUGUGGGGGAGGAGGCGCUCAGGUGGGCAGGGUUGGGGUCUGAGUGUGCACUCUAG
Messenger RNA from Myotis lucifugus (little brown bat), 449 nucleotides. RefSeq names its product patr class I histocompatibility antigen, A-108 alpha chain-like. Lineage: Eukaryota; Metazoa; Chordata; Mammalia; Chiroptera; Vespertilionidae. The coding region runs from base 24 to 449 and encodes 141 amino acids. The record is from RefSeq and is a predicted model, not a curated record. Gene Ontology annotation, biological process: immune response; positive regulation of T cell mediated cytotoxicity; antigen processing and presentation of endogenous peptide antigen via MHC class I via ER pathway, TAP-independent. The transcript is spliced from 2 exons. Gene Ontology annotation, molecular function: signaling receptor binding; peptide antigen binding. Gene Ontology annotation, cellular component: external side of plasma membrane.